UUCUUUUUGUGAAUGCAGCAUUUUUCCAUUAUUUUAUUUUGUUUCUGUGUGUCUGGGAGUUUGCAUCAUUCAUGUGUUUGCUGCACAUUUUUACCUGUUGGCUACCUUACUCUCAUCAGAAGGAUCAACACUUUGACUUGUUGAAUACAUAGUAAACUCUGAUGUAUUAUCAUUUAAUACACCCCAUAAGAAUCUACCUAUUCACAUGGGAAACAUGUUAAAGUUCUCCUGAUGUUUCUGUCUCUGAGUUAGAGACAGCCACAGAACAGAGAAUGAAAUGCUAUUGUGCUUGCAUUUUCUGCCAAAUAUGCAAUAAUCCACACUCUCUGCACACAGACAAAAGACAAGUGUCAGUGUUGCCUCUGUGCUGCAUGACAUGAAAGGAAGGAAGCCGCCGUGCAGAUAAGUACUGUAGUCAGGAAGCUCAUGGAAUUUUGUUAUCAAAAGGAAAGCAACCGCUGUUCUUAGCAGCAACAAAGUUUCAGUGAAGGAGAAACUUAAACAAGUCUGACAACUGGGGAAAAAAAAACAAUUAGUGUCUAGUUUUGAAGCAGCUGUUUCAUUGUGAUAUUUCCAUGUCUUUAAUCAAAUGCAUCUAUUCUUUAACAGUAGUGAGGAGUCAAAGAAAAGUUCAUUUCUCAUCCCUGUAAGCAUAUUUCCUCUUGUCCUGCGUUUAUUUUAAAUGUAGCAAGAAGAGAAACAGGGAGGGGUGAAAAAUGAGACUGCUUACAGGCGUGGUUCAUAAUUCUUUCCUUACUCAUUACAGGGUCUUUCUGCCUACAACUUUCUUUUGUUUCAUUAUCGAAGCUACAAAAUAGACCUUGUUCGUGCUUAAAAUAUACACCAGCUGGUUUCGUUUAAGGCAACAAGAAAAUCACUUGAAUAUGACGACGACCAGCACAGAUGUCGAGGAGAACUUGAGGGAAAAAGUGGAGGAUCGGCCACCAGCCACACCACUGCGACAAGAUGUGAUGUGUGAUUCCUGCAUGGACGCCCCCAGCAGAGCGCUUAAAUCCUGUCUGACUUGUCUGGUCUCCUACUGCGAAGCCCACCUCAGACCCCAUCUAGAGAAAGACAAAUUUCAGAACCAUCGCUUAGUGGAUCCCCUCCAUGACAUCGAGCGCCAGACUUGUGAAGUUCAUCAGCUUCCCUUCAAGAGCUUUUGCUUUCUGGAUGAGUGCUCUAUCUGUGGGGACUGCGAGGGUCAGGAGCACGAAGGACACGAGAUAUUGUCUUUGGAGGAGGCUCGAGUACACUUUGAGACUGAACUUCUGCAGAAACACCAGAGGAUCAGUCAACAUGUCUCAGAUGUAGAGAGAAUAAUUGGAAAAUUGCAGAGCAACGGUGAUUUAAUCAAGUCUUCAGCGCAGGAGGUUUGUGUUACUGUUGAACAGCAGUUCAAUAGGCUGCAGAAGACUGUUGAAGAGGCCAGAAAACGGGUAGAGGCGCUUUUGGAAGGAGAGCAAAAGCAAGCUCUGAGACAAGGGGAGAGCAUUCAGGCACAUCUGGAGCAGAAGAGGGUGAAGCUGAUGAAAACUGCAGAUAAGAUGAAGAAACUAUCCAAGAGCAAAUCUGAUGUUGAUUUCCUAAAGGAUUACACAGAGGGGAAGAAGGGACUGAUCGACAUAUGCAUGUCCACUGUGCACAUCAGUCGAAUGCACCAUCUACAUUCAUGGGCUCAAGCAGUGACUGAUGUAACUCAGGAGUUGUGUGACCUGAUUAUGGAGUCCUACAGUGAAAAAAUGAACAUGGUCUCCAAAAGUGCAGGUGCUAAACACGCGAUGCCAGAAUCUCUGCCAUCUACUCUUCCUGAUCCUGAGACCCAGGAAGACUUCUUGACAUACACAACGAGGUUAACCUUUGACCCCGACACUACCCAUUACUUCCUGCGUCUAACGGUGGACAACAGAAAGUUAACCAACACCAGCCCCUGGCGGCACAGCUACCAGGACCACCCCAGCCGCUUUGAAUACUGGCGUCAGGCCAUGACUUCAGAGAGCCUCUACCUGGGGAGACAUUACAUCGAAGCAGAGCUGAGCGGAGUGGGCACACAUGUCGGGGUUGCCUACAGGAGCAUCGAUCCUAAGGGAGAGGAAAGUGGCAGCUGCAUCACCGGGAAUGACUUUUCUUGGUGCGUUGGAAGGAACAACAGAGGUUUCUCUGUCUGGCAUGCUGGGGAGGAGACACCCCUGGAAGCCUCUGAUAUAGCAAGGGUUGGCAUAUAUGUUGACUUUCAUCGAGGUUUGGUGUCUUUCUAUAACACAACAGGGCCUAUGAUGCUGCUCCACACGUACAACACUGACUUUAUAGAGCCCUUAUAUAUAACAGCCUGGUUGUCAAAGAAAGACAAUGUUGUGACUCUGGUUAAUGCAAAAUGAUGUAAGCACAUUUUCUGCUGAGUUAUAGCAGUUUAUUGAUGUUUCAUAAUAGUCAAAAAUGUUGUGCAAAUAGCAGCUAUUUCACAUGCAUGUCAACAAAGGUGAAAUUUACUACCAUCUAGUGGUAGCUGUGCAACAGAAUGCAAACAGAGGACCCAUCUCUACAUCAGGAUUAGUUUUGUA
Messenger RNA from Xiphophorus couchianus (Monterrey platyfish), 2561 nucleotides. RefSeq names its product tripartite motif-containing protein 16-like. The transcript has 6 exons. The record is from RefSeq and is a predicted model, not a curated record. The coding region runs from base 885 to 2378 and encodes 497 amino acids. NCBI's taxonomy places the organism in Eukaryota, Metazoa, Chordata, Actinopteri, Cyprinodontiformes, Poeciliidae. Gene Ontology annotation, molecular function: zinc ion binding; protein binding.